CUCAUUUUCCACCACUUGGGGGCAGUGAUGGACUUCCGCCAGUGCAGUGGCGCACAAGUGAGGGAAUACCAAAAAAGAAGAAAAAAAGUCGCGCUUGAAGUUUUAUCGACAAGAAGCAAUGGAUGUCCAGCUUCCUCCACACGAGGGCGCCAAGCUCUCCGUGGUCGACAUGCACACCGGCGGCGAGCCGUUACGCGUCAUCGUCAGGGGCUACCCUGAGGUCCAAGGGGACACAGUUCUCUCCAAGCGGCGUUACCUGCGGGAGCACCUGGACCACCUGAGGAGGGCGCUGAUGUACGAGCCCCGGGGCCACUACGACAUGUACGGCGCGCUGGUGGUGCGCAGCGAGCUGGCCGAGGCGCACCUGGGCGUGCUGUUCAUGCACAACGAGGGCUACAGCACCAUGUGCGGGCACGCCGUCAUCGCACUGGGACGCUUCGCCGUGGACUAUGGGCUGGUGAAGGAGCCGCGCUCGCCCGAGACGGCGGUGAACAUUCACUGCCCGUGCGGCCUGGUGAAGGCUUUUGUCGAGUACUCCGAGGGGAAAACUGGAGCUGUGAGGUUCCUCAGUGUGCCGGCCUUUGCUUUCGCUACAGAUCUAACGGUAACGGUAAAAGGCUUCGGUGACGUGAUGGUGGACAUCGGUUACGGAGGAGCCUAUUACGCCUUUGUAGACGCAAGGAGGUUCGGUCUGGACGUGUCCAAGUCCAGGACUCGAGACCUGGUGGAUGCUGCCACAGCAGUGACCACAGCGGUCAAAGCGCAGGUGAAGCUCCACCAUCCGGUCAGCGUCGAUCUGGCCUUCCUCUACGGCACCAUCCUCACCGAUGGAAAAGACGAGUAUUCUCAGGAUGCUACUUGCAAUGUCUGUGUGUUCGCAGACGCUCAGGUGGACCGAAGCCCGACCGGUUCUGGCGUGACGGCGCGAGUGGCCCUCCAGUACCACAAAGGUCUGAUCCAGUUGAACCAAUCCAGGACGUUCAAGAGCGGAGCGACAGGAUCUCAGUUCAGAGGGAAAGCAGUAGAGGAGACCAUGUGUGGGGACUUCAAGGCCGUGGUGGUGGAGGUCGCCGGCAGAGCCUUUUACACUGGAGUUUCCAAUUUCGUGCAGGAGCCAGAUGAUGUAUUGACACAUGGAUUCCUGCUGAAAUGAGCGUCCUUUCACCUAUGGUCACGAGAUAGAGCUGUGACUUCUCCAAGGCUUACUGUAACAGUGCUCUACAUUCACUAAAUGUCAUCAUGACAAUAAA
Molecule: messenger RNA, 1250 nt
Organism: Nerophis ophidion (straightnose pipefish)
Lineage: Eukaryota; Metazoa; Chordata; Actinopteri; Syngnathiformes; Syngnathidae
Product: trans-L-3-hydroxyproline dehydratase
Exons: 6
Coding region: 119-1153 (344 amino acids)
Molecular function (GO): hydro-lyase activity
Source: RefSeq, a predicted model, not a curated record